Molecule: messenger RNA, 868 nt
Organism: Branchiostoma belcheri (Belcher's lancelet)
Lineage: Eukaryota; Metazoa; Chordata; Leptocardii; Amphioxiformes; Branchiostomatidae
Product: Parkinson disease 7 domain-containing protein 1-like
Exons: 8
Coding region: 41-712 (223 amino acids)
Source: RefSeq, a predicted model, not a curated record
ACCAUUACUCAGCUGUGGAUCCGUAGUGAUUUCAGAAGUCAUGUCCACUGCCAAACCGUGCUGUUUAGUCAUCUGUAGUGCCGCUAUAGAUGGUGUGUCGACACAACCAUUCAUCCAGGCAGUAACUCUGCUGAACUCUGCCUUCACACUGCAACUGGCCACACCAAAUGGGAAGGCUAUUGAGUUUGUCCAACAAGAUGAUUCCAGUCGGCGCUGGUUAAAUGAUUUCCGUUCCAAGAGUGUGGCCGUUCCCACAAGACUGGACAACAUAGACGUUUCCCGUUACGCGGCUGUGCUGAUACCGCCUGCACCUGGUGCCCUGUACGACCUAGCGAAGGAUGCAGAUGUGGCAGCUGUUCUCAACCAGGCAGUUGCAGAGAGGAAGCCAAUCUGUGCAGUAGGACUAGGAGUAGCAGGACUGUGUGGUGCCAUGAAAGAUGACGGGCUGACAUGGACCUUUUCAAGUUACAGUUUAAGUGGGCCAUCAGUGUUGAGUUUAGCCAGGAGUCCCUCCUUUGCCAACUUGCCAUUGAUUAUAGAGGAUUUCAUUAAGGACAAUGGUGCAGUGUACAGCGCCAGUAAGGCAGACCACGUCCAUGUUGUGGUAGAUCAGAACCUGAUAACAGGACAGAAUGAAGAGUCGACUGUGGUCGCUGUGCAAAACCUCAUCCUCUUGUGCAAUGCCAGGCAAGGGAAACAGGUGCCAAGCUGAUGACAAGUGCAAUGACAUGACAAUGAAGAGACUGUACAUAAAGCAUGGAUCUUCCACACAAAACAUCUGAAAGCAAGAAAUUUAAGGUUUCCAUAAUCUUUAAACUUGUUCAGCUUUAGGCUACUUGUUCAGCUCUAGCCUACCUCCAAGUGCUCU